Molecule: messenger RNA, 832 nt
Organism: Cyprinus carpio (common carp)
Lineage: Eukaryota; Metazoa; Chordata; Actinopteri; Cypriniformes; Cyprinidae
Product: reelin-like
Exons: 7
Coding region: 92-832 (246 amino acids)
Biological process (GO): central nervous system development; neuron migration
Molecular function (GO): lipoprotein particle receptor binding
Source: RefSeq, a predicted model, not a curated record
CACCAGGCUCUGAACUCCCCGUGUGUGAAGGGAGGACAGACACACACACACACACACACACACUCUCUCUCCUCGAACUCCUGGAGCAGAGAUGUUCAGGGUUCGGGCCGCUCUCGCCUGCGCUCUGCUGCUGCUGUCGGCGGGCGCUGUGGAUUUGGGAGGCUCUCCGUCCGGCUUCUACCCGCGCUUCAAUCCCUUCUUCUUCCUGUGCACCCACCACGGUGAGCUGGAGGGCCCCGGGGCCGAGGGAGGAGGAGAGGUGCUGCUCACCUUCCAGAUCCAGGGGAGCCCCAGCGCAUACGUCCCGGGACAGGAGUACCAGGUUACAAUCUCCACCAGUACCUACUUCGAUGGGCUGCUGGUCACCGGUCUCUACACUUCCACUUCUGUCCAGUCAUCUCCCAUCCCUGCGUCUCCAGCCUUUGGCUUCGGGGUGAUGUCAGACAGACAGUUCGGGACUCAGUUUGUGUGCAGUGUGGUGGCGUCUCACGUCAGUCACCUGCCCUCCACCAGCCUCAGCUUCAUCUGGAUCGCUCCUCCGCCCGGCACCGGCUGCGUCAACUUCAUGGCCACAGCGACGCACCGAGGACAGAUCAUCUUCAAGGACGCUCUGGCGCAGCAGCUCUGUGAGCAGGGAGCUCCCACUGAAUCUCCUCUUCGGCCCAGUCUAGCUGUGGUUCAUGGUGAUCAUGCUGUUCUCCGGGAUGAUUUUGAACACAACUCACAAGAAGAGCUUAAUCUCAAUAUCUGGUCAGACUGCAGUAACUGUGAGGUUGGAGAGCAGUGCGGUGUGCUGAUGCACCUAAGGACAGAGACAACUUGUAAUCCCUAA